UUCGAAUUCCGCGCUGCGGGGCACUCCGUAACGAACGAGCGCACUCUUCCUCGCCUACUGUAGCAGCACCAUGGCAACACAGCCUCUAUCUCCAUCCAGCAUCGCAAGCGACCUUUCCUUUGUGGAACAUGAGGACUACUUGUCGUCGGAUUGCUUCUCGGAACCGGGAUCGGAAGGCCCGAUCGGUCCCAUGAUUGGAUUGGGACAACCCCAUGUGGCGCCGCUCGGCCGAACAACGAUCAAAUUGCCCAAGUUGAAUCCUGGGCACAUGAACAUUGCGCGAGAACGGCAGCUUGCCCUAAACAUGAUCGGUUCCGCCCAGCAGAAAAUGGUGCCGUCGUACAUUGCCAACAAACCGCCACCGGUUGGCAAGCGCAGCCAGAAUCGGUAAACUCCAACGUCUUACUAUGACACACGAACGCAUACACGAGAAUGACGCUGGGCAGGUAUUUCAACGAUCACCACUUUGGCAACCGCGCGGCGACGGCGACGUUGGACGAGUUGAUGGAACACAUGAGUGUGUCGGUGGAAUGGAAGAGUAACUUUGAAGAGUUGGCUCGACCUGAAAACCAAGAGUUGGCAGAAGCCUUUCGCAGCGUCAAGGAGCCUACCCACGCGCGCUCGAAUGCCUCGCAGAACGGAACCCAUCGCGCCAAACCCUCUGUCGACUGGACAGAGGCGGACGACAUGUUCACACGUGUGGACAAGCGCGCUCGGUCCAUCCUUCUGGCGUCGUUUGUGUCCAUGCAAGAGUACGUCCACGCCGUCGAGCAGGUCGUCGUCCAUUUCGUGCAGUGGAACCAAGUGUUGCCAUCCGAGGAUUUCUCUCCAACGUUGGUCAACUGGCUUGCGGCGCCCAUCACGAUUGACGUCGUGACACCGAUGGUGCGCGACUCGAAGGCGGCGGGAGGUCGAGCCAAGCCGGCCAAGCACGACGAAACGGUGCUUGUGGUGCCGCUGCUCGAGUCUCCCUUCCACCGCCUGCUCAUCCACGCCACGUGCCAGUUCUAUGGCCUCCUCUCCAAAAGCCAUUACAACCCAACGCAAAAGUGCAAACUCAUGCGCAUCCGUCGGCCUUCCAAGCGCCACCGCCACCCCGGCAUGGCCGUGUCCAUGUCGGCGUACCUGCAGCAUUGCCGCGGCCUGCUUCCUGUCGCCAACCAGGACGACGAUGUCGCAUGUGACGACAGCGGGUUCUGUCUCGUCGCGGCAACCGAGGCCAUUGCCGUCUAACUACACCUUUUUGCGGUUAAUUUCAGCUUUUUUUCACUGUACUUCGCUUAGCUUGCAGUAUAUUUCACGAGACCACCGAUAUAUUUCGGUUCUCUCCAUUUAAUUUCGUAAACACGUCAAACUUCAG
Molecule: messenger RNA, 1360 nt
Organism: Aphanomyces astaci
Lineage: Eukaryota; Oomycota; Saprolegniomycetes; Saprolegniales; Verrucalvaceae
Exons: 4
Coding region: 433-1233 (266 amino acids)
Molecular function (GO): nucleic acid binding
Source: RefSeq, a predicted model, not a curated record